AUGGAGGUCACCGCAGCAAACCUGGAAGCCAUGGGUGGCUAUCUGCAGCAGACACUCUCUCAAGACCCGGACAUCAGACGCAAUGCCGAGAAGUUCUUGGAAUCUGUUGAAGCAAACAAGAAUUACCCACUGCUGCUUCUGCAUCUGAUGGACAAGGACACAGCAGAUCCCCACAUCCGUGUCUCAUCAGCAAUCACAUUUAAAAACUAUGUGAAGCGAAACUGGCGAGUGGAAGAAGGAUUCCCAGAUAAGAUACACCCAGAGGACAGGGAGGCCAUUAAACAAUACAUUGUUGGGCUGAUGCUUAAGAGUCCUGAGCAAGUUCAGAAACAACUGAGUGAUGCCAUCAGCAUCAUAGGCCGGGAAGAUUUCCCCAAGAAAUGGCCAGGUCUGCUAACGGAAAUGAUCAGCAAAUUUGAAACGGGCGAUUUCAACGUCAUCAAUGGCAUUCUGAGGACAGCUCACUCUAUUUUCAAAAGGUAUCGACAUGAGUUCAAGUCUCAAGAACUCUGGGAAGAAAUCAAGUUUGUUCUUGAUCACUUCGCUGCCUCCUUGACUGAGCUUUUCAAGGCAACGAUGGACUUGGCAACAAAACAUGCAAAUGACCCUAAAGCCUUGAAGGUGAUCUUCAGUAGCAUCCUGCUUAUCUGCAAGAUUUUUUACAGCCUCAACUUUCAGGAUCUCCCAGAGCACUUUGAAGACAAUAUGAAGGCAUGGAUGAAACUGUUCAUGGACUUGCUAAGUGCAGACAACAAACUACUUCAGACAAGUGAUGAAGAAGAGGUUGGAUUACUAGAGCAAGUAAAAUCACAAGUUUGUGACAAUGUCACACUAUAUGCUCAGAAAUACGACGAAGAGUUUUCACCCUACCUGCCCGAAUUUGUGACAGCCAUUUGGAGCCUGCUGAUCAACACAGGUCAGGAGGUGAAAUACGAUCUGAUUGUGAGUAAUGCUAUCCAAUUCCUGGCGUCUGUGGCGGAGCGUCCGGCAUACAAAGUUUUGUUUGACAACACUGAGACUCUAGCCAGCAUUUGUGAGAAAGUUGUGGUUCCCAACAUGCAGCUAAGAGAAACGGACGAGGAGCUGUUUGAAGAUAAUCCUGAAGAGUAUAUGAGGAGGGAUAUUGAAGGUUCAGAUGUUGAUACAAGGCGGAGAGCUGCUUGUGACCUAGUUCAGGCCUUGUGUAAAUCAUUUGAAGGGCCAGUUAUUCAGAACUUUUCUCGUUACGUACAGUCACUACUAGAGGAAUAUGGUAAAAAUCCCACACAGAACUGGAAGAGUAAAGAUGCUGCCAUCUUUCUUGUGACAUCCUUAGCAGCUAAAGGACAGACUCAGAGGCAAGGAGUGACACAGACCAGUGAACUUGUCAAUAUAACUGAGUUUUAUCAAGCCCACAUUCUGCCAGAUUUAAAUUCUCCAAACGUGAAUGAAAUGCCCAUCUUGAAAGCUGACGUGAUCAAGUAUUUGAUGGUCUUCAGAAAUCAGCUACCACCUGUUGUAAUCCAGGCCGCAGUUCCCAACCUGAUGAGAUACCUGUCAGCCCAACCUGUUGUCGUACACACAUACGCAGCCAAUGCUCUUGAGAGACUGUUUGUGGUCAAGGUUAACGGUGUUGGAGUUAUCACUUCAGAACAAAUUCAACCCUUGGCAGUUGACUUGCUGACAAGUCUGUUUGGUGCGAUGGAGAUGCCAGGUUCCACAGAAAAUGAGUAUCUCAUGAAAGCCAUAAUGAGGACAAUGUCACUUCUGCAGGAACACAUUGUUCCCAUGAUCCCUCAGUUGGUGGAAGGUUUGAAGGCCAAACUUCUGCUAGUCAGUAAGAACCCCAGCAAGCCACAUUUCAACCACUAUCUGUUUGAGUGCCUUUGUGUGGCCAUCAGAUCUUCAUGUAGGACACAUCCUGAGGCUGUGGCAACAUUUGAAGCAGUUCUCUUCCAGCCUUUUACAGAGAUUCUUCAGCAGGAUGUCCAAGAAUUCAUCCCCUACGUUUUUCAAAUAUUGUCCAUGUUAAUCGAGUUGCACCCUGGCAAGAUCCCAGAUACUUACAUGGCCCUGUUUCCUCACCUUCUGGCACCAGUUCUGUGGGAGCGGCCAGGUAACAUCCCACCUCUGGUGCGUCUGAUUCAGGCUUACAUUCAUAAGGGCACUGACCAGAUAGAGGCAGACAAACUGAAUGGCCUGCUGGGUGUUUUCCAGAAACUGAAUGCAUCAAAGAACCACGACCAUGAGGGUUUCUAUUUACUGAACUAUAUUAUUGAAUUCAUGCCAAAGCAACUCAUCCAGCCCUAUUUGAAACAGAUAUUCCUGCUUCUGUUCCAAAGGUUAAGUAACUCAAAGACUACAAAGUUUGUGAAAAGUUUAUUGGUGUUUUUCUGCCUGUAUGCUGUCAAAUUCGGUCCAGCAUCUCUUAUUGAGAUGAUCGAUGGAAUACAACCAAAAAUGUUUACCAUGGUUGUGGAACGGCUGUUCCUCCAAGACCUGCAGAAAGUGUCUGGCUCGACAUCCAAAAAAAUCUGUGCUGUUGGUGUUACGAAGAUACUCACUGAAGUAGACACCAUGUUGUCUGGAGAUUACGCUGCUCUGUGGCCACGUCUGCUGCAAGCUCUGAUUGGCUUGUUUGAGUUACCAGAGGAUGAUACUCUUCCAGAUGAUGAACAUUUCAUUGAAAUAGAGGAUACCCCCGGCUACCAGACAUCCUACUCACAGUUGGCUUAUGCUGGAAAGCAAGACCAUGAUCCUUUAGCCGGACUUGCAGAUGACCCAAAGCUAACUCUGGCAAAGCAUCUGGAGAAAUUGGCUGUUCGUCAUCCAGGCAUGCUUCAGCCACUGAUCAGCUCCGGGAUGGAACCGGAGGCCCGGAACUUUCUCCAGCAGUACUGUCAGUCUGCAAAUGUGACUCUCGCCUGA
Molecule: messenger RNA, 2907 nt
Organism: Candidula unifasciata
Lineage: Eukaryota; Metazoa; Mollusca; Gastropoda; Stylommatophora; Geomitridae
Source: the annotation of a GenBank genome assembly